AUGGGCAGGCUCGUUCGGACGCCCGGGGCCCGUGCAUUACGCAGAAUUGGUACAGUCGCGACGGGCUGGCAACAACAGGUGCGUGUCAAGGUCGCGCGCGGUGCAGACGGCGUAACGAGCCCCGCAGGCCCCGCCGACCGGCCGACCUUACGAUUUGACGCCCUGCACUUUUCACGCACACCACCACCCGCCGCUAGCGCUACAGUGUGUCGUCUCGUCGCGACACGGUCUCCCGCCAAAGCGCGGCCCGCG
Iphiclides podalirius (scarce swallowtail) is the source of this 252-nucleotide messenger RNA. The record is from the annotation of a GenBank genome assembly. Lineage: Eukaryota; Metazoa; Arthropoda; Insecta; Lepidoptera; Papilionidae.